Messenger RNA from Cricetulus griseus (Chinese hamster), 2076 nucleotides. NCBI's taxonomy places the organism in Eukaryota, Metazoa, Chordata, Mammalia, Rodentia, Cricetidae. The record is from RefSeq and is a predicted model, not a curated record.
AUGUUCUGCAGGAAGUUCAAGGAUCUCAAGAUCACCGGGGAGUGCCCUUUCUCCUUACUGGCCCCUGGUCAGGUUCCUAAAGAACCAUCAGAGGAGGUGUCAGGAGGCUCUGAGGGCUGCCAGGCCACUCUGCCCAUCUGCCAGGACAUUCCUGAGAAGAAUGCACAAGGGAACCUUCCCCAGAGAAAGACAAGUCGCAACAGAGUCUACCUUCACACUCUGGCAGAAAGUAUUUGCAAGCUCAUCUUCCCAGAGUUUGAGCGGCUGAACCUUGCACUUCAGAGAACACUGGCAAAACAUAAAAUUAAAGAAGACAGGAAAUCUUCAGAAAAAGAAGACCUUGAAAAAAUAAUUGCAGAACAAGCAAUUGCAUCAGGAGUCCCCGUGGAGGCGCUCAAAGACUCUCUGGGUGAGGAGCUGUUCAAGAUCUGUUAUGAGGAAGAUGAACACAUCCUGGGCGUGGUGGGCGGCACACUGAAGGACUUUCUCAACAGCUUCAGCACGCUCCUGAAGCAGAGCAGCCACUGCCAAGAGGCAGAGAAGAGGGGGAGGCUGGAAGAUGCCUCCAUCUUAUGCCUGGACAAGGACCACGACUUCCUAAAUGUUUACUACUUCUUCCCCAAGAGAACCACAGCCCUGCUUCUCCCCGGUAUCAUUAAAGCGGCUGCUCGCAUAUUGUACGAAAGCCACGUGGAGGUGUCUCUGAUGCCUCCCUGCUUCAGAAGUGACUGCACGGAAUUUGUGAACCAGCCCUAUUUGCUCUACUCUGUCCAAGUCAAGAGCACCAAGCCUUCUCUGUCCCCAGGCAAGCCCCAGUCCUCGCUUGUGAUCCCCGUUUCACUCUUCUGCAAGACCUUCCCAUUCCACUUCAUGCUCGACCGAGACCUGGCCAUCCUGCAGCUGGGUAAUGGCAUCAGAAGGCUGGUGAACAAGAGGGACUUCCAAGGGAAGCCGAACUUUGAAGAAUUCUUUGAAAUUCUGACUCCCAAAAUCAACCAGACAUUUAGUGGCAUCAUGACAAUGCUGAAUAUGCAGUUUGUCAUACGAGUGAGGAGAUGGGAUAACUCUGUGAAGAAAUCAUCAAGGGUCAUGGAUCUCAAAGGCCAAAUGAUCUACAUUGUUGAAUCCAAUGCCAUCUUGUUCUUGGGAUCACCCUGUGUGGACAGAUUGGAAGAUUUCACAGGACGAGGCCUCUACCUGUCUGACAUCCCAAUUCAUAAUGCCCUGAGGGAUGUUGUCUUGAUAGGAGAACAGGCAAGGGCUCAAGAUGGCCUCAAGAAGAGGCUGGGGAAGCUGAAGGCCACCCUGGAGCAUGCCCACCAAGCCCUGGAGGAGGAGAAGAAGAAGACAGUGGAUCUUCUUUGCUCAAUCUUUCCCUCUGAGGUUGCUCAGCAGCUGUGGCAAGGACAAAUUGUGCAAGCCAAGAAGUUCAGUAAUGUCACCAUGCUCUUCUCAGAUAUUGUAGGGUUCACUGCCAUCUGCUCUCAGUGUUCACCCCUGCAGGUCAUCACCAUGCUCAACGCUCUCUACACUCGAUUUGACCAGCAGUGUGGAGAGCUGGAUGUCUACAAGGUGGAGACCAUUGGUGAUGCAUACUGUGUGGCAGGGGGAUUGCACAGAGAGAGUGACACUCAUGCUGUCCAGAUAGCACUGAUGGCCCUGAAGAUGAUGGAGCUCUCCAAUGAGGUCAUGUCUCCCCACGGAGAACCCAUCAAGAUGAGAAUUGGACUGCAUUCUGGGUCAGUUUUUGCUGGAGUGGUUGGAGUAAAAAUGCCCCGCUACUGCCUGUUUGGAAACAAUGUCACUCUGGCUAACAAAUUUGAGUCCUGCAGUGUUCCACGGAAAAUCAACGUCAGCCCCACAACAUACAGGUUACUCAAAGACUGUCCUGGUUUUGUGUUUACUCCAAGAUCAAGGGAGGAGCUUCCACCAAACUUCCCUAGUGAUAUCCCUGGAAUCUGUCACUUUCUAGAUGCUUAUCAUCAUCAAGGACCUAAUUCUAAGCCAUGGUUCCAGCAGAAAGACGUGGAAGAUGGAAAUGCCAACUUCUUAGGCAAAGCUUCAGGAAUAGACUAG